Molecule: messenger RNA, 2502 nt
Organism: Helicoverpa armigera (cotton bollworm)
Lineage: Eukaryota; Metazoa; Arthropoda; Insecta; Lepidoptera; Noctuidae
Exons: 8
Coding region: 208-1056 (282 amino acids)
Biological process (GO): proteasome-mediated ubiquitin-dependent protein catabolic process; multicellular organism development
Cellular component (GO): cytoplasm
Molecular function (GO): ubiquitin conjugating enzyme binding; ubiquitin protein ligase activity
Source: RefSeq, a predicted model, not a curated record
UAGACUCGUUCAGUGUCGCCAACAACAAAACCGAGUUACCACAAUCACGCUUCAGAUACUACUUGUCUUAUCAAAGAAAAUGGCUAAACGAUUACGUUCUAAUCGCUUUACAUCAGUACGUGUGAAUCAAAAAGUGUUUACGAAGCAUAAAACUGUAUUGGACGCGAACUAGCUACGUUUGUUGUGGGUCGGAGCGUUAUUUUCAGAAUGUCAUCCACUUCGUCGCCGGCUGUGAGAAAAAUAGUUCUCAACACAUUGCUCGAGACGGAUCACUACGGAGGCCUGAUCAAGGAGUUGACUUGUACCAAAUGUAACACUUACAUGAGACCACCCAUCCACCUCUGCGUGGAUGGGCAUAGUCUGUGCGGCAAAUGCUAUGAGAAGAGCUACCAGUGUCAUAUAUGCAAGAAAGAAUACUCCACGAUCAGAUCGACGGCGCUCGAGUCGUUGGCGAACAAGGUUCUGUUCCCGUGCACGAACCCGGGUUGUCCCAAACAUGCGGUGCUCACCCAGCUUGACAAGCACUAUGCGCACUGCCAGUUCCGCAUCAUUGAUUGCUUCAUGGCUAGAGUUUAUGGGGACUGCAAAUGGAAAGGUCGUGCCGGCGACUGGAUGGACCAUUGUUUCAUGGAACAUAGUGAGAAGGUCACAGAACUCCCAUUUAUCACUGUGAAAAACCGAUGGGACGCGAAGAGAACGGAGCCUGUGCUCAACUACUUUCUACUGAGGUGUUACGACCGAAUAUUCAAUGUGUACCAGAUUUAUGAUAAGAGAGGAGGAAGAAUGAUGUGGACAGUGCUCGUGAACGAUGACCACGCUGAGAAAUUUUAUUUUGAAGUGGACAUCUUCCUGCCAAACCUACCGAGCAAAAGGAUUGUUUAUAGACGGCCAUGCAAGUGCGAGAAAGAUGCAGACUUUCUGGAGCACACUCAGAACGUGUACAUUCCCGUAGAGAACGUGUUCUCUAUGUUAGACGAGGAUGAGUCUGUCAACUUUAUUGUCAGAAUUGGUAUGCGUUUUGUAGAAAAAUGGUGGUUUACGUACCAAGACACAUAAGGCAAAAUUCCAAAUUAUUGUCACCGCUUUUCGUUGUGAGGUAGAAAAUCUGCCGAUUUUCGAUACUCCUACUCCCAGUGAGAGCAUCAUUUUACUUCACAACGAUGACCGCAAGGAUGAAUAAAACACUAACAGGACCUUAUUAUAUUAUUUUAAAAAUAAAAUAUAUAUUAAACACUACAUUUAAUACUAAAUUCGCUUCUUGUAAAGCACUGGUACUCAGCUGAAUCCGGUUAGACUGGAAGCCGACCCCAACAUAGUUUGGGAAAAGGCUCGGAGGAUGAUGAUGAUUACAUUUAAUACUAUAGUUCUUGUCAAAUAAGUUUGCCUCUCUGAAGUCAGCCAUUUGGUGCAUCCAUGCAAAAUAGUGUACUAUUUGAACAUAUUGACCAUCGUAAAUAUACUAUUCGCAGCAAAUAUAUUUGACGAGAACUGAACUCUUUCCGAUCAUUUAAAAUAAAUAGAAGGAAUAAAUUCAUCUGCUUUUUUAUCUGUCACCAUCUUUUAGUUUGGUAGUCCAAAUGUUUUUUCGCAAAUUCUUUUACAUUUUCAGUUUCAACAAUGAAUUCAACUGCGUCGAAAUUGUUGGUCCGUGAACUCCGUACAUAACUGUGCAUGUAUGCCAACUAUGUAUUUUCUAUGCGUUUUGUUGAAAUAUUUUAUAUACUAGGCUGUUGUUAUUUUAGUUCAAACUGCAUUACCUAAAUGCCAUUUUCAGUUGUCAAAUCGCCAAUUUGACCAAUGGGCGGUAAGUAUGCGGCUGGUUAUGGUUUGGUUAUCGUUAUAAUGAAAUGGUGAAAUUAUCCUUAGAUUUGUACAUUCAAAUGUAAUUGUAUGAUAUGAAACACAGCAUGAAACUAAGCAAUAAUAUUUAUAUCGAGGGUACAAAAUGACGUUUACACAAUAUUUCUAAAGGUGCGUAACAUUUUUGUGCUCGGACUUUUAUUACUUCUAGAUUGAUUUAUUUGAUAUCGAAAAAUUGAUUUAUGAUUAUUUAUUAAAAAUCUGUAAUUGUCAGUACAUAAAUUGACCGAACUUCGAAGUUUUUCAUUUCACAAAUACGUUCUUUACUCUAAGGUAUUGUUACAGGUUAUACCUAUGUUGUUUCUUUAUAAAUACCUGUACAAAUAGCUGAAUUUACUUAGUAAAUACGUGUAUGUCAACUGGCAAGGGAUUACUCGGGAUUUUCAACAUAUUUCGGCCGCAAAAAUAUUCCCCCGAGCGUAAUCAACUACUAGAUAGUUUAAGAGAAUAACAUCGAAACAAUUUAUCAAACAAAACAAGAGUUGUGUCCAACCGAAGUUAACUUAAUCCAUUGUAAUUUAGUCCUUAGAGCAUAGUUUUAGAGUUCACUUUGAAACUUCCAUUUGUUGUUUUCGUCACAAUCUUUGUUGUAUUUAAAAUAAACUUUGUACGAUAUUAAAUAAGUAAACAAAUAUUUUGUGA